Molecule: messenger RNA, 1836 nt
Organism: Botrytis deweyae
Lineage: Eukaryota; Fungi; Ascomycota; Leotiomycetes; Helotiales; Sclerotiniaceae
Exons: 3
Coding region: 1-1836 (611 amino acids)
Biological process (GO): biosynthetic process
Molecular function (GO): intramolecular lyase activity; geranylgeranyl diphosphate synthase activity
Source: RefSeq, a predicted model, not a curated record
AUGGGCUUCGAAUAUGCCUUAGUCCAUCUCAAAUAUAAUAUCCCGCCAGCCAUCGUCUUGACAUUCAUUUAUCGACCUUUCAUCCAGCGUAUAGAUAUCUACAAGAUUCUAUUCCUCAUAGCCAUUGCUGUCGUUUCAACCAUUCCUUGGGAUUCAUAUCUCAUCAAGCGGAAAAUAUGGACAUAUCCACCUAAUGUGAUCAUUGGUCCUAAACUGUUCUUGAUCCCCGCCGAAGAACUAUUUUUCUUUGUAAUACAGACAUACAAUACUAGUCUUCUUUAUUUGCUCUUGAGCAAACCAGUCUUUCAUUCGACCUAUCUUGGGGGCUGGGAACGUCCGGGUGAAAAGAAACGGACACCUUGGGAUCCGCUGGCUCUGCCGAUUUCUUUGAAAUCUGCGCGAAAUUCGGGCCAACUCAUCAUUGGAUCUCUGAUCUUAACAGGAGGCUUCCUCAUUGUGCAAAAUGCCAGAGGAACGUAUUUAGGAUUGAUUCUGGCUUGGGCAGGGCCAUUUGCCCUACUACUAUGGAGUCUAUCUCACGCAUUCUUGAUCAGACUUCCCUACACAACUACUCUAUUGCCAAUUACUCUAUCCACUUUAUAUCUAUGGAUAGUUGAUACAUUGGCAUUGAAAAGAGGCACGUGGAGCAUCGAAACAGGGACAAAAUUAGGUUUGCACUUGUGGGAUGGACUUGACAUAGAAGAAGCUGUGUUUUUUCUUGCAACCAACAUACUCAUUGUAUUUGGUCUUGUCGCUUUCGAUCAUGCAUUGGCUAUUUUGUUUACGUUUCCUACCUUGUUUCCGACUGUUCCUGAAUGUCCUUCCCCCAAAAUGCUGGUGUGUGCACUUUUAACAGACACAUGCAAGUACGAUAACCUUCGAAUUGCAGGUAUUCAAGAGGCUGCGGAGCUAUUGAGACGAAAGAGCAGAAGUUUCUAUAUGGCAAGCUCCGUCUUUCACGGCCGCCUUCGAAUUGACUUGAUUCUGUUAUACUCUUUUUGUAGAGUUGCUGAUGAUCUUGUUGAUGAUCCAAACAACACUGAUUCUGAGGCUCGGGAAUGGAUCGCCAAACUUAGUCACUACCUUGACCUCGUGUAUGCAUCAAAAGAAACGGCCAGUGUGGCUGCUUUGUGCCGUUCUGACAUUGAUAAAUACAUUCAAGGUAGCUUUCCACCAUCUUUAUAUCGGACACUUCGCCUUUUACCAACUCACAUUCUAUCUUCCAAGCCUUUGUACGAGUUACUGGAAGGAUUCAAGACGGAUUUAACAUUUCAUCAAACAAAUUGUUACAGAAAUACCGGUGAAUCUCCUAUCAGAGAUGAGCAUAAUCUUACGAUAUAUAGCAGACGAGUUGCUGGGACAGUAGCUGAGAUGUGCUUGGAACUAGUUUUCUAUCAUAGUUCUGCUGUUGUCUUAUCACACAGACGUGACGAGCUAAUUCAUGCCGGGGCCCGCAUGGGAAUCGCUCUACAGUAUAUCAACAUUUGUAGAGAUGUAGCAACAGAUGCUGAGAUUGGAAGAGUCUACCUUCCAACUUCCUGGCUCGAGGAAGAAGGGAUAAAACAUCAGGACGUUGUGGAGAAUCCUAGCGGGCCAAUCAUUGACAAACUGAGAGGAAGAUUGUUAAAAAAGGGGUUUGCCAUUUAUCAGGAGGCUCGCCCUGCUAUCGAACAAAUCCCAGAAGAUGCCAGAAUGUCAAUGAGAGUUGCUGUUGAAAGCUAUGUUGAGAUAGGAAGAGUCCUAGAAGAGAAUGAGUACAUAGUCACUAAAGGUCGGGCAACAGUACCGAAACUGCGGCGCAUAGGAGUUGCUUGGAAGGCAUUGAGGCAAGGUUGA